Messenger RNA from Diatraea saccharalis (sugarcane borer), 1357 nucleotides. Lineage: Eukaryota; Metazoa; Arthropoda; Insecta; Lepidoptera; Crambidae. The record is from the annotation of a GenBank genome assembly.
GUUCACUGGUGUAAUGGUAGUGAUUGUGGACUGAAAGAAGCCAUUCUAAACAGGAAACAGCGGUUCGAAUCUACGUACUGAACAUUUUUUUUUAUAUAUCUUUUCGAAUCCACUGUGCGAAAUUAUCUUCUUAUAUUUUUUUUAUUGUAAUUUAUUUUUCUAAUUUUAAUAGUUAAUAACAUUCAUGGAAAUCUGCAAUAUGUCGCAAACUAUAUCCUGUGCUGGUUGUUUGCAAUCGAUAGUUGAUAGACGAUUUUUACGCUGCAAUAUUUGUGAGCAAUACUAUGACCUGUUGUGUGCAAAUGUAUCAGAGCAACGGUUCUUUAAUACGCUUACUCGGGAACAUCGAAGUCGUUGGAAGUGCCCUUUAUGUAUUAACAAGGAACCGAAGUGCGACAACAGUAACACUCCCGUGCGACCGGUAGCUGACGUGGUUACUAUUCGUCGUGGGGCAGGAGUAUCAGUAAGCCCGCCGGACGAUAACAUGGAUGUGUCUGAUAUCAUCGUUGCUGAUGAUCUCAAUAAUGCUGCUCAUAAUAUUUCCCUAGAUACGUCUCUUACAAAAACUUUAAUUGAUGAAUUACGUCAAUUUCGAAAAGAGCUAUCCAUGACGAGAAUGAAGGUGGAGGAGUUAAACGAGACUAUGUCUCGUUUUGAAGAUAGAAUUGUUGCAUGUGAGGAACGUAUAAACGGAAUAUCUUCCCGAAUUGAAACACUGGAAAAACGUUUAGAAGAUAAACAUUCUAGUUCGGAUGCGGAGUCAUCGCUGCUGACAACCGUGGAACAGCUAAAGAUGGAACUUAAUGAACGUGAUCAGGAUUUACUAUUGAAUGAUAUAGAAAUCUCUUGCAUUCCGGAAACAAAGGGUGAAAGCUUGCAACAUGUUGUCAUGACUGUUACACGGAAAUUAGGCGUUGGCCUUGAAGAGCAGGAAAUUGUUAGUGUUGCACGAGUCGGCCGGCCUACUGCUCAAGAAGACCAGAAAACGGUGCGACCACGUCCCAUCGUGGUAAAGUUCACCCGACGAGUUAUCCGUGACCAAGUUUUGCGGGCGGCUCGUGUGCGACGGGGUGCUACAACGGAGGGCAUCAUCCCUGUUGUACCGCCACGAAGAUUUUAUGUCAAUGAAAGGUUAACCCGUGUGAACAGGCAGGUGUUUCGCAGAGCCCGAGAAGUUGCGGGACGUCUUAACUGGCGGUACGUGUGGACGAGGGAUGGUCGAGUCUAUGCACGUCAGCGUCAGGGUGGUGACUCGCCACGACACCGUUUGCUCACAGAGGCAGAUAUAUGUCGUGUUUUUGAAUCCGAUACUGUUCGUUCUUCUAGUCAAUAUAUUAUUGUCUCAAUUUCUUGUUAA